This is a messenger RNA of Athalia rosae (coleseed sawfly), 2137 nucleotides long. RefSeq lists its product as uncharacterized. The record is from RefSeq and is a predicted model, not a curated record. The transcript has 2 exons. The coding region runs from base 637 to 1548 and encodes 303 amino acids. Lineage: Eukaryota; Metazoa; Arthropoda; Insecta; Hymenoptera; Athaliidae.
AUAAGCCGUAAUCUAAGUCUCGCAUAUCAUAAUAAUAAUAAUAAUCACAGUAGUAUUAAUAUUAUCGAUGAACGUUGAAAUAUAUCGGCGAAAAUCGUCGCGGUUAUUGGAAGGAAAUAAAAAAAAUAAUUAAUAUCUUUUCGCCGCGACUGCAGUUGAAUUCAUACCGUUCGCUGGUAACGUAAAAUCAAAAGCAAUUCAAUUCCAGCCAGGAAAAAAAGGAAAAAGAUCCAAAUAAAUGGAGUAAUUUGAGAAAUCUGCGAAGGAAAGAAAAAAAUCUUUUAUUAACUUGGCCGGAUACAUGCAAUCGAUAAAAAAAAGGGUCGUUUUGAUUGUUGUAAGGAUAAGUAAAUAAAUAAAUAAAUAUGCGGUUCAGUUGGAGCUGUAGAUGAUUAUCUGGAUAAAAUAAUAUAGAAUCGAAUUAAAUUAUAAUAUAGAUGAAAUAAAUUUAACAUCAGAAGUGCAACGGAUACGAAAAAAAUUAAAACCAAAAAAAAAAUCAAGGUCGUUCAAAACGUUGGCUGUUAUUGUAAUAAUAAUUGAAAUCUGCAGUGACGUAAAAGUAAUAAGUGUCUUCUAUUGCUGCUGUUCACCGCCGAAGAUUCUCGAGGUCGCACAUAAACAUAGGUGGAGAUCAUGACGCCGUUUAUUCUCUUCUUUUUCCUGUUGACCUCCGCUUCGACGGCUCGGUCAGAAGAAUCGAUUGAUAAUCAACUGAAAGCACUUUCCGAGGAAGACGUUGGCGACGUGUCCCCGAUGAAAUUGUCGUCAGCAGCGGAUUCGUCCAGUUCCUCAGACGACUGGGGGUCUUCGGAAUCUAAUCAACAAUUGACGACAAAUGCGGCGAUCCCUUCCUCGUCGGAUGAGGAAGAUGAGGAUCGACCCACCGAGACCAAAUCAUCCAGAGGGAAAAAGUCUUUUUCCUUUUCAAGUUCACAGAAAAAGGGAAGGAAGCACAAAGCACUUUUCAUCGACUACCCGUUCGUGCCUCAGAUAUCGGCGAUCCCAAAUUUUAAUAAUCUCCAGUACGACGAUCAGUUGCAAGUCGAAGGUACCGAAGAAAGAUCUCCGAUAGGUGGAAUAAAUGGUGGACGAAAACGUUACCAGGAGAGCAAUAUUUAUUACAUAAGAUUACCACCCACACCUUACAUGUUCGUACCGGGUUUGGGUUACGUUUCACAACCCCCAUCUUACUCGACCGCUCCCCUAAGGCCGCAAAUAUCUCAUCACAUUCGACCUCAAGUGCAACAAAAUCUUUACAGACCGUCAUCGCCUCAUAAUCUGUACAAUUCACAAUUCAACGAUAUAAAUCCAUUCAUAAAUCUUCCUAUAGAUUUUGUAAGCAACGGUAAACCGACCGGUGUUUAUCAAUGGCAAUCGAGUUAUCAAAAUUCAAAAAGGCCCGAUAGUCAAAUUACUAAGUUGGAUAAAGCCCCUUAUUAUUUCAACGGGAGACCUCACAGCGUAUAUUUACUUAGGCCAGAUGCAAGUCAAUCGGUUCAUCAAGGAAUUCAGUACCCUGAUUAUCAGGAUAAUUCGUAUUAUUGAAAAAAUAAAAGGAAAGAUAACACGAGUAAUAUAUUUUCGUACCACGUCUGAUCGCUUGCUUUAAAUAUGAAAGGAUUAAUAAUUGUUUUGCAAACUUUUUUUGUUUUAAUUAUGAUCAUUACUCAAUAAUUAUUAAUUAAGUUAGAAAUUGAAAUGAAAUGACGUAAACUAAGUUUCACUAUGAAAUUCGUAUACAAUAUCGUGACCAUGUGGUACCGUACGAUUUAUUAUAAGAUGUAAAGUGAACUGGGAAGAAAGUUGGAAGAAAAAACACUCAUAUGUGCUCAAAAUGUUGUGUCUUAAAAUUAAUGUUAAAUUAAUCGAAAAUUUUUGUUUUAUCUAGUAUUGUUUAUUGUAAUAAUAAUAAUCAUGACAUUGAUAGGAACGAUAUUUUUAUUUAUAUACUACAUAUUAAGUAUAUACAUAUUACAUAGAAUCGUGCAGUAUUUUACAUAUUAUUUAUAUUCACACUUAUUAUAUUUAUGUACGAAUGAAACCUAUUUAUUCAAAAAUUAUUAGGUAUUGUAUAUGUAGUUGUUACGAUAAUUUUAGGAUGAAAAAAAUGUAAUAAGACAAAAUAAUAAGAAUA